Messenger RNA from Elephantulus edwardii (Cape elephant shrew), 2457 nucleotides. It is a transcript of the gene SEMA4A, whose product is annotated as sema domain, immunoglobulin domain (Ig), transmembrane domain (TM) and short cytoplasmic domain, (semaphorin) 4A. Gene Ontology annotation, biological process: axon guidance; positive regulation of cell migration; neural crest cell migration. Bases 184 to 2457 code for a protein of 757 amino acids. The record is from RefSeq and is a predicted model, not a curated record. The transcript is spliced from 15 exons. NCBI's taxonomy places the organism in Eukaryota, Metazoa, Chordata, Mammalia, Macroscelidea, Macroscelididae. Gene Ontology annotation, molecular function: semaphorin receptor binding; chemorepellent activity.
AGAGAUGCGGUCGCCAUGGUGACUGAGGACCAGUGAGACGGGAUGGGGAUGGGAAUGGGGGGUGGGGGUGUGGCAGGGACCGAGGCACCGGGAUACAGAACGCCUGGCAUUCCAGGGGGAGGGAAACCCAAGCAGCGGCAUCCCCAAGCUCCAGAGCUGGCUGGUGACUGCCCCUGACUAAGCAUGGCCCUCCCAGCCCUGGGCCUGGACCCCUGGAGCCUCCUGGGCCUUUUCCUCUUCCAGCUACUGCUGCUGCUGUUGCCACCAACAACUGCAGAGGCUAGUGGGCAGGGGCCCGUGCCCAGAGUCAGAUACUACGCAGGGGACGGACGCAGGGUACUUAGCCUCUUCCAGCAGAAGGACCUCCAGGAUUUUGACAUUCUUCUCCUGAGUGAUGAUGGGAACACCCUCUAUGUGGGGGCUCGAGAGGCCAUUCUGGCCUUGAAUAUCCAAGAGCCAGGGAUCCCAAGGCUGCGAAACAGGAUACCCUGGCCAGCCAGUGAAAAGAAAAAGAAUGAAUGUGCCUUUAAGAGGAAGAGCAAUGAGACACAGUGUUAUAACUUCAUCCGUGUCCUGGUCUCUUUCAACACCACCCAUCUCUACGCCUGUGGCACAUUCGCCUUCAGUCCUGCCUGUACCUUCAUUGAACUCAAAGAUUCCAACCUGAUGCCCAUCUUGGAGGAGCAUGUCAUAGAUGGGAAAGGCCAGAGCCCCUUUAACCCAGUUCACAAGCACACAGCUAUCUUGGUGGAUGGGAUGCUGUAUUCAGGCACCAUGAACAACUUCCUGGGCAGUGAGCCCAUUCUGAUCCGCACACUGGGCCACCCAGUCCUCAAGACUGACACCUUCCUCAGCUGGCUGCAGCCGGAUGCCUCCUUCGUGGCGGCCAUUCCUUCGACUCAGUUCGUCUACUUCUUCUUCGAGGAGACGGCCAGCGAAUUUGACUUCUUCGAGAAGCUCCACACUUCGCGCGUGGCACGAGUCUGCAAGAACGACGUGGGCGGAGAAAAGCUACUGCAGAAGAAAUGGACCACCUUCCUGAAGGCCCAGCUGCUCUGUGCUCAGCCGGGGCAACUGCCUUUCAACAUCAUCCGUCAUGCAGUCCUGUGGCCUGACAGUUCCUCCAAGGUUCCCCACGUCUUUGCAGUUUUCACCUCCCAGUGGCAGAUCGGUGGGACCAAGAGUUCUGCUGUCUGUGCCUUUUCUCUCAUGGACAUCGAGCGUGUCUUUGAGGGGAAAUACAAGGAGCUGAACAAAGAGACUUCACACUGGACCACUUACAUGGGCUCUGAGACCAACCCUCGGCCAGGCAGCUGUUCUGUAGGACCCUCCUCGGAUAAAGCCUUGACCUUCAUGAAGGACCAUUUCCUAAUGGAUGAGCAGGUGGUGGGGACACCCUUAUUGGUGAAGUCUGACGUGGAAUACACAAAGAUUGUGGUGGAGACAGCCCAGGACCUUGAAGGGAGAAGCCAUCUGGUCAUGUACUUGGGCACCACCACGGGGUCCCUGCACAAGGCAGUGGUGAGUCAGGGCAACAGUGCUCGUCUGGUGGAGGAGAUCCAGCUGUUCCCUGCUCCUGAGCCUGUUAGGAACCUGCAGCUGGCACCUGCUCAGGGUGCAGUGUUUGCAGGCUUCUCAGGAGGUGUCCAGAGGGUGCCCCGAGCCAACUGCAGCGUAUAUGAGAGCUGUGUGGAUUGUGUCCUUGCCCGGGACCCCCACUGUGCCUGGGACAUGGAGUCCCGAACUUGCCGCCUCCUGUCCACGCCUUUUCUGAGCUCCUGGAAACAGGACAUAGAGCAGGGGGAUCCAAGAUGGGCAUGUGCCAAUGGCCCUGUGGGCAGGAGUCACCAGCCUCAGAGCCGCCCCCAAAUCAUUAAAGAAGUCCUGGCCGUCCCCAACUCCAUCCUGGAGCUCCCCUGCCCCCACCCCUCAGCCUUGGCCUCUUACCACUGGAGUCAUGGUGCAGCAGCUGUCCCAGAAGCCUCUUCUUCUGUCUACAAUGGCUCCCUCUUGCUGCUCCUGAGGGAUGGAGUUGGGGGUCUGUACCAGUGCUGGGCCACUGAACGGAGGUUCUCAUACCCUGUGGUCUCCUACUGGGUGGACAGCCAGGACCAGCCCCUUGCCCUGGACCCUGAACUGGCAGGCAUUCCCCGUGAGCGUAUGGAGGCUCCGCUGACCAGGGCCGGUGGUGGGGUUGCCCUGGCUGCCCAGCGGUCCUACUGGCCCCAUUUCCUCACAGUCACUGUGCUUCUCGCCUUAGUGCUUUCAGGAGCCCUCAUCUUCCUCCUCGCCUCCCCACUGGGGGCACUCCGAGCCCGGGGGAAGGUCCAAGGCUGUGGAAAUCUCCCCCCUGGGGAGAAGGCCCCACUAAGCAAGGAGAAGCCCCACAAGCCCCCUAAGACCUCUGCCAGUGACGUGGAUGCGGACAACAACCACCUGGGCACUGAGGUGGUGUGA